Haliotis rubra (blacklip abalone) is the source of this 387-nucleotide messenger RNA. RefSeq names its product myosin-7-like. The coding region runs from base 22 to 291 and encodes 89 amino acids. The record is from RefSeq and is a predicted model, not a curated record. NCBI's taxonomy places the organism in Eukaryota, Metazoa, Mollusca, Gastropoda, Lepetellida, Haliotidae. The transcript has 2 exons.
UGCCGUCAAUACGAGCGUCGUAUGAAGGAGAUGACCUACAAAGUUGACGAAGACAAGAAGACCAUUGACAAACUGCAAGACAUCAUUGACAAGCAGAGUGGCCAAAUGAAGAUGUUCAAGUCCCAGGUGGCAGAUGCUGAGGAGAUGGCGACUAUGAACAUGAACAAAUACCGAAAAGUGAAAAAGGAGUUGGAGGAUGCUGAGACCAGGGCCAGCAUGGCUGAAGAAACCAUGGCCAAUUACAGCAGGAAGACUCGUACCUACACCGUCUACCCCGAUACAACAUACUAACCACAGGGGUCUGAACGUGGGCAGGAAUGGUUCCUGAACGAAGAUGUUGAUGUGAUAUCUAUGAAACGGUUCUUGUGGUCCUCCAGACCUCGAGAA